This is a messenger RNA of Dromaius novaehollandiae (emu), 954 nucleotides long. Its product is annotated as MAL-like protein. Gene Ontology annotation, biological process: myelination. The transcript has 4 exons. The record is from RefSeq and is a predicted model, not a curated record. Gene Ontology annotation, molecular function: structural constituent of myelin sheath. Gene Ontology annotation, cellular component: membrane. Bases 322 to 789 code for a protein of 155 amino acids. Lineage: Eukaryota; Metazoa; Chordata; Aves; Casuariiformes; Dromaiidae.
CCUUCUUUUUCUUUUUUUCCUUCCUCAUUUAAAACCUCUGAACUGAUGAAGUUGGCUUAUGCUAUCUGUCUGUGGCAGUGCUGGCACAGCUCAGAUCCCUGCUGCUUUCUUGACCCUGUGUCAGUGCCAAGGAAUGUGACCUGGGUGAAGAUAACUGGAGGGUUACUGAGGGCUCCUUCAGCUCAAGGAAGUAGUGUCCUGCCAGGCUGGGCCAGGCUCUGGGACUGUGUCUGCGUGGGCGUGUCAGUUUAAGCCUAGCAUGGGAGUGGUGUGGCACAAAUACAAGCGUAACACAGCGACGGUAGCGUCAGCCGAGAAGAAAUGGCAUCAGCAGCUCCCGCUCCAACCACCACCUCAGCACAGCCCAGCCUGCCGACUGGACUGGCCGUGUUUAAGACAGUCCCCUACGUGUUCAUGCUACCUGAGAUAGUCUGUGGGGCCUGGGUCUGGAUCCUCGUGGCUGCUACCUCCGUCUCCUCCCCACUGCUGCAGGGAUGGGUGAUGUACGUGUCCCUAACCUCCUGCCUCCUCUCCCUGCUGCUCCUUUUAAGUUACCUCUUGGGAUUUCACAGAAACAGCGAGAAGUGGAGAGUGCUGGACAGUUUGUACCACGGUGCUACAGCCAUUUUGUAUAUGAGUGCUGCUGUCUUGCAAGCCAACGCGACCAUCGUCUCUGAGUCAAGCUUUAACUCAGCACUGUACUACCAGCUCAACAGUGCUGCAUCGUUCUUUGCCUUCACCACGACCUUCCUGUACAUCCUUCAUGCCUUCAGCAUCUACUACUACUGAGUCUGGGGGAGCCAACAGCCUUUGCAACUGCAAAAUGACAGCUUUCCCGGAGCGAGAAAAGUACCUGUUUUCUACGAGGAUUUCCCUGCAUUGACACUGGAUUGUGCCCCGUGGAGAUGAUGUGCUUUUUUGUCACUGCAUUGAAGGAGGGAUUUUUGUAUGGUA